GUGUAGCUGGGAGCAGGCAGAAUUGCACAGGCUGUGUGUGUAGCUGGGAGCAGGCAGAAUUGCACAGGCUGUGUGUGUAGCUGGGAGCAGGCAGCAGGUGCUGCAGAUAGGGGGGAACCAUAGUACGAGACCUGUUUCCAGCAGGACAUAUUCCGCUGCAGCACACUACUCUUCCUACUUGGGAGCACACACUCUCCCCUUCCUUCCCCCAAACCUCAACCCCUUACCCACAGCAGCCACCCGGGAGAGAGAGGCAGGAGGAGGAUCCAGGUAAGGGGCGACCAUCUGCAGCCACCUGCACCAACAUCACGGCCACUGCUGCUCAGGGUGAUAGAGAGGCCAUACAUGACGGUUUUUUGAUGUAGACAGGAGCAGCUAAAAUCUUGAGCAUGACCAAAAACCUCCCAGAUGCUCAACUUGCAAUGCUCAGCAGCAUAGAGAAUGAAGAAAGGGACAGCAGUUUGAGGCCAUGCCAUAAAAAUACUGAAGGCAGCACAAAGCCAUAUAGUUCUAGUUGUCAGAUUGUGGUGAGUACUUCCAUACAAAGCCUUCAUGAUGGGAUGGCCAUGAAGGUAGGAAACUUGAAAAAUAUAGAAGUUCCAGCUCACCCAGUUUUAACGGUCAAAGAGGAGCUUGACGACCUUGAAUACUACAGGGAAGAACCUGUUUCUAGGAUGGAACUCGAGUGUGGUCUCUGUUCUGAAAAAUUUCCGUAUGUCUCUGAGCUGAUGUUUCACGAGCAAAUGCAUAAUGCCAUUAACCGUUUUGAGUGCCAGCUGUGCGGCCGGCAGUUCCAGAGCACUUCCAACUUGAAAGACCAUUAUAAUGUGCACACAGGAGAACGUCCUUAUAAAUGUGAAUUAUGUGCCAAAGCCUUCACGCAGUCGUCCUCUUUACUAACUCAUAAACGUACUCACACUGAUGAAAAACCAUAUAAGUGUGAAGUAUGUGGGAGACUUUUUAAAGAUGCUUCUAAUUUUAUAAAACAUAGGCGUCUUCAUGGCCAGGCUCCAGAUCUAGCCAACCAAGCAGAGGUCAGAAGUCCAUUCUUGUCUGAAAAGCCAUACAGUUGUACCUAUUGCGAAAAAGCCUUUAAGCGUUCUUCAGAUUUGAAGGACCAUGAGCGGGUCCAUACAGGGGAGCGUCCAUACCGCUGUAGAAUAUGUCAGAAGUGUUUUACCCAGUCUUCAGUGUUAACUGGGCACAUGCGUAUCCACACUGGAGAAAGGCCCUUCCACUGCAAUGUAUGCGGGAAAACCUUUAAUAACUCUUCAAAUUUUAAAAAGCACCAACGUACCCAUUCAGUGCAGGAUAUACUUGCAAAAGUUAAAAUGGAAGAAGGCUAUUCCCAAAUAAAGCAGCCACUUCGAAGCAAAAAUGGCAUAGGGUUUCCGAAGAGCGUGGGUGCAGUGUUGUAUAAUACUAAUAAUAUGGGCAGAAACUGUCCUAAAAUAUUGCCUACAUUGAGACUAAAUGACGACGAAGAUUGCAAAUUUAUAUCGGAAAAGAAAAUCACUGAAGGAAAUGGUGACGCAGUUUGCGUAGAUGGUUUGCAACCUCAGUGUGCAGGAAUGGCAACAGAUAAUACUAAAAAUAAAAACUAUUGUGAAAUAAAAGAGAUCAAGCCACUGGUGCGGUUUCAGAAUGGCUUGGAAAUAGCUUCGGAGUGCUCAAUCUCAAAUGUCAGAACCGAAGCCAAAGGACAUGCGUUCAAAGAUAUUUUGGAGAAUUGCGUUAAGGCAAAAAUGUCAAGGUCUCCUGCAUGUGCAUAUAAUGUCACCACUUCUGAAGCUCAAAUAAUGAAUGGUUAUACGAAAGGGGAACAUGAAAUCUAUGUAGAAAUAUCUGAUGAUUCUACAGAUGAUGAGUAUGUGGACGAUGAACUUGUUGAUCUUUCAAAAUUUCAAUGCCAGGUGCAAGAUCCCAAGUCUUCAAUGGAAGUUAAAAUGAAAUUUCUCCAUUCUGCAGAUGAGGGUAUAGGUCCUGCCGAGGAAUUGGAACCAUGUGAAACUGAAAACUGCCAAGAAAAUAUAAUAGCAGAAGAAAUCGGCAAUGUUACAGAACAGGAAGACCUUCUAUUGGAAAGGACCAUGGAAUGUUGGGACUCCCACAUGGAUAAUUCUGAUGACCAAGAUGACUUGCAGUUUAUGGAAAUGGAAGUUAAACCCUAUAUUUGUUUUGUAUGCUCCAAGCGGUUUAAAAGGGCUACCGAUCUAAAGGAACAUUUGAGGGUCCACACAGGUGAAAGGCCAUUUGUGUGCCAGGUGUGUGGUAAAGGAUUUACACAGUCAUCUGCUCUCUCUAGUCACCAACGAAUCCAUACAGGUGAAAAACCCUUCCAGUGUGAUGUAUGUUAUAAAAGGUUUAAUAAUUCUUCCAACUUCUCUAAGCAUAAGCGGGUACAUACAGGGGAGCGUCCUCAUAACUGCCCGCUAUGUGGAAAGAGCUUUCAGGAGAAACGGAGGGUUAAGAGACAUUUGAAAGCCGUUCACCACAUCCAGGAGUGAGGCACUCUGUCUGUGCUUACCGAGAUUCCACUGACUUGUCACUUAGAAAAUGUUAUAUUAUUGACUAUUUUUAGUAAUUUUAGUUGAUUUUCUUACAGGAAAUAGCUUUAAACCUACACUAACUUACAUUGCAUCAGUGUGACUGUCAGAAAAUAUCAAACUUUUAGCCAAGGUGUCACACGCAUUAUUUUCUAUACACAGUUUGACGGGUUUCCGUAUCUGUUGUAAGAAACGUGGGCUAAUAUAAUCUGAUAUGUAAAAGUAAAACAGUUGCACACAUGCCA
Messenger RNA from Pseudophryne corroboree (corroboree frog), 2791 nucleotides. RefSeq names its product zinc finger protein 436-like. Bases 390 to 2507 code for a protein of 705 amino acids. Gene Ontology annotation, cellular component: nucleus. Gene Ontology annotation, biological process: regulation of gene expression. The record is from RefSeq and is a predicted model, not a curated record. NCBI's taxonomy places the organism in Eukaryota, Metazoa, Chordata, Amphibia, Anura, Myobatrachidae. The transcript is spliced from 2 exons.